Messenger RNA from Giardia duodenalis, 3792 nucleotides. RefSeq lists its product as uncharacterized. Lineage: Eukaryota; Fornicata; Diplomonadida; Hexamitidae. The transcript has a single exon. Bases 1 to 3792 code for a protein of 1263 amino acids. The record is from RefSeq and is a predicted model, not a curated record.
AUGGAGGAUCUUGCACCGCCGCCAGCCUUUGAUCUCUCUGAACUGAGCGUCACGGAAGUAGAUAUAGCUGCAGAAAUUGCUAAAGAGAUGCAAAACCGGUCUAGGUCGACAGGGCAUGAUGCAGAUUCCACCGAAAUCGAUGCUAUGAUCCAGCGAAGCAGGGACCUUAUUGCGAUGUUUGAGAAGCAAGUCUCUAAGGAUGAGGCGGCACAGCUCCCGCCAAAGCAGCCAGGCAGCGCAUCUGGAGCCCUUACAAAGGAAAUUGGGACCGAUCAGGAGCCUAUGCUUAACGUUGAUACUGUCAGCGUUGGUGCAGCUGACACGGAAAUCUCAGAUGUCCAGACAGUCAUAAAGAUGUCAGCUUUACCGGCAUCCUCGGCUGAGUCUCGGACAACAACUCAACCUUCUUCUGCAUCUUCAACGCCACAAACAUCCCAGACACCGAUAUCUGGGGACAAAAAAACGUCUUCCAAGAGCAAUAGUCGCUUACCGAUACUAACAGACGCGGACGUUUUCGCCGCUCAAAAUCAAUUUCCGCCUACAAGCUGUCUACAAAAUGCUGUUCUCACGGCGGAAUUAGUGUCUCGUAGCAGUGAAGCAGCCCUAGAAGAGAUCCAUUCUGCUGGUUCAAGAACCAAGAUCAAAAUACCUACUCCAAACCUGCCUCUCCAGGCACUCCCACAGCAAGACGCUUUGCCCAAGCAACCCUCACCUGCAGGGCGCCUUCCUGCUCCAGGAUUUCUUGCUGCACCAACAGCAGCGGGAGACAGCCAUCCAACUGUCUUUUCCGCUGAGCCGAACAUCUCUGCUUCCAUAGCUAGUUCCCUCACAUCAUCUACUAGAUUAUCUCUCAAUUCUUCACUGCGAACUAUUCCUGUGGGGGCAUCUUCACUCCCUCCUGUCGUAGCAAAUCUUCCAGGACAGACAAACGUCCCUGCACACGUUGAAGAGCAUAUUCUAGAGCCUCCUCCUAUGUUCAACGACGAUAGCAGUGACGCUCUUCCAGGGGCGCUGUCUGACAGUGUCCACAGUGAUUCUCUGGCUCCCAUGAAGAUGGAAGCCCCGCCCCCCAAGCCAACAGCUAUGAUGGGUAUACAGCCAUCGCUGCAUUCUAUACCCAGCACUGACCACCUCAAUUAUGACGUAGAGGAUGAAGAAGCUCUAGUGAAGGUGAUAAGAAUCUCUGGCGGUCUUACGGAGCAAAGCGGACAAUCAGCUAGGCUAGCGGGGUCGCUUGGCACUUCUUCUAGGCUGCGUUUGGAAUCUAUGGUGCUGGCACCAAGUGCAAAGCACAGUCUGCCUCCUCCAUCUCAGACAAGUUCGGCAGCUGAGAGGGAGACCCGAACACUUACUUUAGAAGAGAAGAUAGAUGCGCAAAUAGCCAACUUGGAGAGGAGCCGACAGAAUGUUGUGCUGACCAGAGAGGAUCUGGCAAGCAAUAUAAUAACGGGGAGAUCACCUCCCAGAAGCACGCAUGGUAUUGAUCCACAUCAAGGUUAUGAUCACUCUUCUUCAGCUAAUAACGCACUCGUCACAGAGGGUGCUACGGGCUCUUUUACGAAGACAAUUAACGAAACCAUUGAGCAAUUGAUCAAAUCAUCAAGCAAGCCAGAGUGCACCCCGACCAGGCCACUAUCUACUAGCAGUAUGGCUCUGGGUAUGCCACAAUCCACUUCGGUGCCCACUGUGCAGCUGACGAGGUCCUCCCUGCAUUCACGUUCUCAAGGAAAGCUAGAACAGAUGGAUGCUGGUACACCUUUAAUAGACUCUGCUAUUAACGCUGUGCACAGCGCCAUGUCACCUUCCUCGAAUAAGAAGCUAAAUAGACCAGAAGAGCGUAUGAAGGACAAGGAGCAACCCACCACCAGAUUCUUUAGUGCAAAAGAACUAGCAACUAUUCAAAAGCUUCCACAGUUGAUGCCAUCAGAUCAGAUUCGCUUUAUGAGAGUCCUACAGCAGAUUAGUGGUAACCACACCCCUCAAGCGUCUUCUGCAUCUCGUUCUGGAGCAACUGGAAUACACGCUUCUAGCGAGUAUCCCCCAGAGCUUACAUUUGAAUUUGUUGAGGGAACCGGCGACCUCGUUGUCAAAGUCGUGCAACUCCUUAAGCAGUCGAACAGAAAGGUUUAUCUGCCCGGAACAGUUUUCGAGGGUCUGGUAGAAGAUAGCUAUAGGAUAAUGAUCCCGGCAUACCUUAUCCCGCCGCGCCUAUCGCUUACAAAUAGAUACUCCGCCAAGCUUCUGGAGUGGCGGCAAAGCAAGAAGAUUGCAGACGAAAAGGUACACUCAAACAAGGUUGCAAGCUACACAAAGUCUCUAUUACCGUCCCAAAAGUCACUUAACUGGCUUGUGUCAUUUGUUGACAAUGUUUUUAGAGCCAGACAUGUUUAUUUGGAGAGAGAGGCAGAGAAGUGUCUGGACAAUAAUUUAGAUGUCUUUGAACCGCAAAAUUUCAGCGAUUUUAUAGAUUCUUAUAUCAAGGGAAGGCUGGGGAACGUUCACCGAGCAUCGGUACUUCGUGUAGAGUUGGAGGAUGCCAUCAGACGGUACUAUUUUGUUUCUGCACAUGCACGCCUCUUGCAUUUGUUUUGGGAGACCAUCCACGAGGACACCGACAGAACCAAUGGGUAUGAAGAGCAGGAUCCUAGCCCAAUCUCGCCCUCAUCGGUCUUGGACACAGACCUGAACACUCUUGAUACGAUGCCAAGGGUAAGCCUUCGCGCUUGUAACAAGAACUUCUCUGGCGGACAGGUGCGUGAAUCGAUGAUACCACAGCGCAAACUAAACUACACAAAUCAGUGCUCAGCCUUUCUGUUAAACCUUAGGCAAGCAUGCUCAACUAUUUGCGUGGACAGACGCAUCGUAAUUCCGGAGCAUUUGCGUAAACGCGCAGAGACACAGCUUAUCCAGAAGGGCUUUGGAAAGGAGGUCUUCGCCACAGCCGGGGUAACCAAGCGUCACACGGCAUCGGCGAGUCAACAUGCUCACGGUGGAAUGAAGAUAGGUGGCGCCACAUUUGAUCCAAUGAACCCUCUCGGCCUUCCGAAGUAUUACGAUGCCAAGGUAAUCCAAUUUCCCACGCACAAGGCGUUCUUCUCAAAUGCGAUAUUCAAUUUGCUGGGAGACUACGAAGGUUUGACAACGCGGAUCGUCAAGAAGUUGGAAAAGGCAGACAUCUGGACUCCUGGAAAGUCGAAUCCCGCCCGCGUCUCCUGUGAUAUCAUCGAGGGGGAGAUCUACACUGUUCUAGAGGCUGCACUAAAUAUCUUUGAGCAUAUGCUUGUAUCUAUUAAUGGAAGUGAGGAAGCUUUGCGAGCCGAUGACCACGAGGCUGGCUCUCCGUCUCCAGAAUUCCCACCUGUGCCAGCUGGCUUUUCUGGCAGCGGCAGUCAGUCAGGGAGCAGAUCCAACAGUCAUCCAAGCCGUUCUGACAGCAACAGCCUGUACCAACAGAUCGUGGAGCCGUCCAGGAUGGUUAUACCCGGCUUUGGCUUUCCUCCAAGUGCUCGUGGACAGCCCAAGAUCAUACCGGAGGAUCCUGCAUCAGAUGACGAAAUACGAGAAGCCAUACUAGAGCUGCAGAAUGCUAACUAUGAGGUGAAGGCCGUUGAUGGUGUCGCAGACGCCGUAAAUCAUGGGGAUUCGAAUGCUACAUCUCAGGCAGUGUACGAUAUACUUGCUGAGUUUGCGGGGGCUGAGGUUGGGGUUGAUGCAGGUCACGAGCUAGUGGAGGGCGUCCCUGAUGGGGAAGACCAGAGCGCAGAAAGCUUUCCCAUCGACCAAAUGUUCUAA